Dentiscutata erythropus is the source of this 561-nucleotide messenger RNA. The record is from the annotation of a GenBank genome assembly. NCBI's taxonomy places the organism in Eukaryota, Fungi, Glomeromycota, Glomeromycetes, Diversisporales, Gigasporaceae.
AUGUCAUUUGCUAAAUUAGGAAUCAAUACUGGGCUUGAAAUUGUUUACCUAGAAACAGGCCGCCCAAAUUCUACUUUGGCUAAGCAAUUACAUGAUCAUAAAAAACUAGUACGUAUGUUCAAAGACUCCAUUGAUACUACAAGAAAAAUAUCCAAACUACAAAGGAUAUUCAACAAAACAACAAAAAGAGAGUUAUUGGCAAUUUUUACUAUUAAUAUUACGGGUGAUGCGUUAGAACUCUACACUAUGCGUAAAGAAUCGGGCAUCUACAAGUAUGGAUUACUUGAGCGAGCACCCAUUCCUUUACGCUUAACAUCACAUAAUGAUAUGUAUUCUCUUAUUCACGUAUUCCACGAGAACUGGCUUAAAGUGUACAAUUUGAAUGAAAUAUCUUAUGGUGUCUUGCCUUACAUCGCUCCUGAACUUUUUCAAAGAAAAGCGUUAACUUUAAGGACAGCAGUCGCUUGUAUCUUAUUUAAAAUCUUAUAUGAUUCCGAGGAGGUUUAUAGCGAUCAUAGUAUGGAAGAAACUUCAACAACUGUUUCAACGCCUAAACGAUAG